CUACGCUGAUACGACGCUCACGAACAUUUCCUGCCGCAUCUCAUAAUCCAGACCAAACUCACUCGGAAAGUGGACACAUUUUUCCCUCUUGCUCUACGAGACCUCACCAUUUCCUCAAGUUAUUUUAAGCCAAACAGGAAAUCAGUUCCAGAUCCACCUCUAGCCUACCAUGUCUGAACCAGGUUGUGGUGUUCCAGCCCAGAGAAGCUCACAGCGGGGUCCAGAGUUGCUGUCAGUGAAGCUGGGGGACUGCAGUCAAACAGUGGAACUCAAUGUGAUUGUGAAAGAGGAGGAGGAGGAGAGAGAAAUCAAUGAGGGGGAGGAGGAAGAGCGAGAGGAGGACAGGGACUCUGUUGACUCAGGAGAGAUCCCCAACCCAGUCAACGAGCCCACUUCCACAGAAUCAAUACUACCACCUGGUUGUGGGAGUUACCCCUGUCCUCAAUGUGAGAAGAGUUUCAGUUCCUCAACUAACCUAAAGAAUCAUCAAAGAGUACACACUGGAGAAAAACCUUUUGACUGCUCAGCAUGUGGGAAGAGUUUCAGUGAGAAAGUAAACCUUAAGAGACAUGAGAGAGUACAUAGUGGAGAGAAGCCUUACCACUGCACCCAAUGUGAGAAGAGCUUCAAUCAUUCUGGAAGCCUUAAGGAACAUGAGAGAAUACAUACAGGGGAGAAGCCGUACCACUGCUCUCUGUGUGGAAAGAAUUUUCGUGUCGCAGGAGGCCUAAAGAAUCAUCAGAGAUCACACAGUGGAGAGAAGCCUUACCACUGCACUCAGUGUGGGGAGGGAUUCACUCAGCUAAGAAAUCUUAAAAAUCAUGAGAGAAUACCCAUUGGAGGGAAGCCUGCCUGUGCUUUCAAUGUAAUUGUCCAAGAGGAGGAGGGUGAGAGGGACAUCAAUGUGGAGGAAAAGAGAGAAGUUGAGGGAGAGGAAGACAAAAGUGGUGUAGUAGACAGUGCAUGUCAGAGCAAAAAUCAAACCAUGAGGUCGAAGGACAAGCCCUCUUGA
Oncorhynchus tshawytscha (Chinook salmon) is the source of this 1012-nucleotide messenger RNA. RefSeq names its product zinc finger protein with KRAB and SCAN domains 7-like. Gene Ontology annotation, molecular function: DNA-binding transcription repressor activity, RNA polymerase II-specific. Gene Ontology annotation, biological process: negative regulation of transcription by RNA polymerase II. The record is from RefSeq and is a predicted model, not a curated record. The coding region runs from base 170 to 1012 and encodes 280 amino acids. NCBI's taxonomy places the organism in Eukaryota, Metazoa, Chordata, Actinopteri, Salmoniformes, Salmonidae. The transcript is spliced from 4 exons.